Molecule: messenger RNA, 2550 nt
Organism: Macrosteles quadrilineatus (aster leafhopper)
Lineage: Eukaryota; Metazoa; Arthropoda; Insecta; Hemiptera; Cicadellidae
Product: tachykinin-like peptides receptor 99D
Exons: 7
Coding region: 419-1672 (417 amino acids)
Biological process (GO): G protein-coupled receptor signaling pathway
Cellular component (GO): plasma membrane
Molecular function (GO): tachykinin receptor activity
Source: RefSeq, a predicted model, not a curated record
CAUUGACACUACGUGCGUGUUGAGCGUCAGUUACGCUGUGACUUGUGAACCGUCUAAAAUAUUUAAAAGUAAAAAUGGUGUCAGAUAAAUUAUUUUCAGGUGUCUGUUUAUGCUGAUUGAGAGAUCCACGUGCACACAGAUCUGCAAACAGAAAGUUGUUUAAAGAAAUUUCAAACCGAAUAAUUUUAAUAAUUAAAAGUAAGGAUAUCUGCCGCCAGCUUCCCUAAAGUGUAAAUAGAAAUUCAUGAGUGUACAAUGUCAAACAUAAUCUAUAUAACAGCAAAAUACGGAAAACAAUAGGGAAAAUUAAACGUUGAUUCAGUUAUGUUUUAAAACAUUUUUGAAAGAUAGUCUCUAAGCACCGAGUGAUCCUGAUUUUCAUCCACUAUGAAAACCGAAGUAACAACGAUGUCAGGAUAUGUCAAGUGAAGUGACACAGUUGAUCAACUCAAGUGUGCUAGUGGUAGGCAACUCCUCCGACAACUACACUGGCGACGAUGACCAGUCCAACCACAACCAGUUCAUCCUGCCUCUGUGGAAGCAGUUGCUGUGGACGUUCCUGUACGCUGGCAUGGUUGUGGUGGCCACCGGAGGCAACUUGAUCGUCAUAUGGAUAGUGCUGGCUCACAAGCGCAUGAGAACUGUCACCAACUACUUCCUGGUCAACUUGUCCGUCGCUGACGCCAUGGUCUCCACUCUCAAUGUCACCUUCAACUUCGUCUACAUGCUCAACAGCGACUGGCCCUUCGGCACCCUCUACUGCAAGAUCAGCCAGUUCGUCGCCGUACUCUCCAUCUGCGCCAGUGUCUUUACCUUGAUGGCCAUCUCGAUAGACAGGUACAUGGCUAUAAUUCACCCCUUGAGACCCAGGAUGGGGCGUCGGGCUACUCUCGCCAUUGCAAUCGCCAUAUGGAUCGUCGCCUCCAUCUUCUCCAUACCACAGUUCAUCUUUUUUACUACAUAUGUACAAGAAUUCCCCAACGGUGACCAAAGAAUCAUCUGCUACAGUGAAUGGCCUGACGGUCCGACCACCGAGAGUUACCAGGAAUAUUUGUACAACGUACUGUUUAUGAUCGUCACUUACUUCUUGCCAAUCUGCUCAAUGAGCUUUACCUACGUCAGAGUGGGUCUGGAGCUGUGGGGGAGUCAGAGCAUCGGAGAGGCCACGCAGCGACAAAUGGAGAACAUCAAGUCCAAGAGGAGAGUAGUGAAGAUGAUGAUAGUAGUGGUGUUGAUCUUCGCCGUAUGCUGGCUGCCGUUCCACAUCUACUUCAUCAUCACCUCACAUAUACCGGAGAUCACCAACUCCCCCUACAUACAGGACAUAUUCCUCUUCAUCUACUGGCUAGCCAUGUCCAACUCUAUGUACAAUCCCAUCAUAUACUGUUGGAUGAAUAUGAGGUUCCGACGUGGGUUCAAGCAGUUCUUUUCCUGCUGCCCGUUCAUACACCUGACGCCGGACGGUCUGACACGACGAGAGGCGGUCACCAGUAGAUACAACAGCUGUUCCGGCAGUCCAGAGGCUCACUAUCGCAUCGUGCGCAACGGAGCUGUCCAGCCCGGGUCUAUAGAGACAGGUCUGACGGCGCUAGGGGACUCACCCUCCUACUACCAUCACACUGCCGGCUACAGGGCGCGACGACGCUGGAAGAACAAUGGCACCGACUCUUGACAGGAGAGUCGCAGGGCGGCUCGUGUCCAGACCUGGAUAUAGCAGCUCUGCCAGACCACACUAACUUCGCUGCAGAGAUUUGUAUUGUUAAUACCAACCUGUUUGUUUUUAAACCUAUUUUAAAACUAUUUGUUUGUAUAAACUGGCAUACAUAACAUGUACUUUUGUAUAUAGUCGAAGAAUCAGUCUAUUGUAAAAUAGUUUUUACUGAACACACAUGCCAGACAUCAUAUCAUGUACAUAUUUAGACAACCGACAUUAUUUUGAUCAGUACAAAACUCUGCAUCAAAGUCCGAUGCCUAUUUGAGGCAACAUCUACAUGACUUGUAUGAUAUUGCUGUCAGUUCCUCUAACGUAUCGUUACCUCUGCUAUAGAUUACAAUAUAUAUUUAUACUGUGCAAGGUGUAUAUCUGUGAUCACACUCGACGGGUUUCGUGUAAAUAUUACCACCAUUAUAUAUAAUGUAUUUCCACUAUCUAUCAAACUCAUAGCACAAAGAAGGGACAAUGGUUUAUAUUUUAAAUAUAUUUCUACGAUAAAAUAUGAAGCUUUAUAUUUCGAGCCCUAAAGGUUACUACUUUCUAACAUAUUUGACAAAAAACCAUUUAAAAUAUUGUAAUUCAAAUAAUUAAGAAGUAAAUGGUAAGAAGUAAGAAGUAUAAUCUAAAGAAAUUGGUUCAUACGUUUAAUUUUCUGUAUCCAAACAUGUAAUUAGUGCUAAUCAAUCUUAGUUCAAUCUUUCUAUCCUUGAAGUUAAUUUAUUUCCUAUUUAUAAAACAGAUUGACUUUAACUGUCCGUACCUUUUUGUAAUGUUUAAAUGUUUUCUCAAUUAGUUCAAUCUGUACGUUAUUUUCAGAAUAAUACACUUUUCAAUUU